Molecule: messenger RNA, 450 nt
Organism: Diabrotica balteata
Lineage: Eukaryota; Metazoa; Arthropoda; Insecta; Coleoptera; Chrysomelidae
Source: the annotation of a GenBank genome assembly
AUGCGCGCGAUAUUGUUUAUGAUUUUUUUGUGCGCUGUAAGAGUAGAAUCUCAGUUUUGGAGCAGUCCUAACUUUUUACAAUCGUGGUUCAGACAGCCUAAAAAUGAAUUAAAACGCGAAAUUACUACCAACCCUCCAGACACUAUAAUUACGACUUGGAAAAUCACGGAAACAACUACCCCUUAUGUAAAAACCGAAACGACGACUAAAAUACCUUCAACGUUACUGUUGUCUUCAGAAACUACCCCUAGAAAGUUUUCGUUGGUUACUUCUACCAUUACUUCAACUGAUGGAAGUACGAUUUAUGAUACAACUAACAGUGAUGUCACAGGAACGACCGAAGAGCCAAGGGAUAACAGUCGAAACCAUGAUUUUUAUCUGAGCAAACGGGAGAGGCCUCAAAUUAAAAUUUCGACGAAUAUUAGCCAGGUUACUACUUUUGUAAUGUGA